This is a messenger RNA of Acomys russatus (golden spiny mouse), 2554 nucleotides long. It is a transcript of the gene Krit1, whose product is annotated as KRIT1 ankyrin repeat containing. The coding region runs from base 339 to 2498 and encodes 719 amino acids. Gene Ontology annotation, biological process: regulation of establishment of cell polarity; negative regulation of angiogenesis; cell redox homeostasis. Gene Ontology annotation, cellular component: plasma membrane; cytoskeleton. The transcript is spliced from 16 exons. Gene Ontology annotation, molecular function: protein binding. Lineage: Eukaryota; Metazoa; Chordata; Mammalia; Rodentia; Muridae. The record is from RefSeq and is a predicted model, not a curated record.
GUGACCCCGGAAGUUAUUUCCCGGAGCCGGUAGCGGCGGAAAAGCGAGCUGAGGCCUUGGCAGCCCCGAGUUUGUUGGGGAGGCUGAAGGGUGCCUGGAGCUGCGGAAAGGGAAGGACAGUGGGGGACAGGUGCCCAGAGAACCGAACUCUUGGAGGCAGGCGGCUUCUGGUGAGGACCGAGGGGCUUCCUGUUACAGGAAGUUGGGUUGGGUCCCUGGGCCUCGCGGAAAGGCAGAAGGGAUGAGAAAACGGUGACUGCUCCCCGGUCCACCGGUUGCUGCCCCACCCCGUGUCUUGGAUGUAGCGGCCGGAAAGAAGAUCGGCCUCCCGCCCGGCAAUGGGAAAUCCAGAGAACAUUGAAGAUGCAUAUGUUGCAGUUAUCCGCCCAAAGAACACUGCCAGUCUCAACUCUCGGGAAUAUAGAGCCAAGUCCUAUGAAAUUUUAUUACAUGAAGUUCCCAUUGAAGGACAGAAAAAAAAGAGAAAGAAAGUUUUGCUGGAAACUAAACUUCAAGGCAACAGUGAAGUAGCACAAGGCAUAUUGGAUUAUGUUGUAGAAACUACCAAACCAAUUUCUCCUGCAAACCAAGGGAUCAAAGGAAAACGAGUGGUACUAAUGAAGAAGUUCCCUCUGGAUGGAGAGAAGACAGGCAGGGAAGCAGCACUGUUCAUUGUUCCAUCAGUUGUCAAAGAUAAUUCUAAAUAUGCAUAUACUCCCGGAUGCCCAAUUUUUUACUGCUUACAAGAUAUCAUGAGAGUUUGUAGUGAAUCCAGUACUCACUUUGCAACACUUACAGCAAGAAUGUUAAUAGCCUUGGAUAAGUGGCUAGAUGAACGUCAUGCACAGUCUCACUUUAUUCCAGCUUUAUUCCGGCCUUCACCCCUGGAGCGGAUAAAGACAAAUGUGAUAAACCCUGCAUAUGCUGCUGACUCUGGUCAGAUAGAAAACUCACUGCACAUGGGCUAUAGUGCACUGGAAAUAAAGAGUAAGAUGUUAGCCCUAGAGAAAGCAGACACCUGCAUUUACAACCCUUUGUUUGGAUCAGAUCUUCAGUAUACAAAUCGGGUAGAUAAAGUGGUAAUAAAUCCAUACUUUGGUCUAGGAGCACCAGACUACUCAAAAAUCCAAAUUCCCAAACAGGAAAAAUGGCAGCGAAGCAUGAGCAGUGUCAUGGAAGACAAAGAACGACAAUGGGUUGAUGAUUUUCCUUUGCAUCGGAAUGCCUGUGAAGGAGAUUCAGAGUUACUAAGCCAUCUUCUCAGUAAAGGAUUUUCAGUCAACCAACUAGAUAAUGACCACUGGGCACCCAUUCAUUACGCUUGCUGGUAUGGAAAAGUUGAAGCCACCCGCAUAUUAUUGGAGAAAGGAAAGUGCAAUCCAAACCUUUUAAAUGGCCAGCUUAGCUCACCUCUUCAUUUUGCUGCUGGAGGUGGACAUGCUGAAAUAGUACAGAUCCUCCUAACUCACCCAGACAUUGACAGACACAUAACAGACCAACAAGGAAGAUCUCCAUUAAAUAUUUGCGAGGAAAACAAACAAAAUAACUGGGAAGAAGCUGCAAGGUUGUUGAAAGAAGCCAUUAACAAACCAUAUGAAAAAGUCCGCAUAUACAGGAUGGACGGGUCGUAUCGCUCGGUUGAGCUGAAGCACGGUAAUAACACCACAGCGCAGCAGAUCAUGGAGGGGAUGCGCCUCUCUCAAGAAGCUCAGCAGUACUUCACCAUUUGGAUCUGCUCAGAAAACCUUAGCCUUCAGUUCAAGCCGUAUCAUAAACCCUUGCAACAAGUUCGUGACUGGCCUGAAAUACUUGCUGAAUUGACUAAUUUGGAUCCACAAAGAGAAACACCACAGCUUUUUCUAAGAAGAGAUGUGGGACUUCCUUUAGAAGUUGAGAAAAAGAUUGAAGACCCACUAGCUAUUCUUAUUCUCUUUGAUGAAGCCAGAUACAAUUUACUGAAGGGCUUUUAUACAGCUCCUGAUGCCAAACUGAUAACACUGGCAAGUCUGCUGUUGCAAAUAGUUUAUGGGAAUUAUGAGAGUAAGAAACAUAAACAAGGUUUCUUAAAUGAAGAAAAUCUGAAAUCCAUCGUACCUAUCACUAAACUGAAGAGUAAGGCGCCUCACUGGGUAAACCGAAUCCUCCAUGAGUACAAGAAUCUUAGUAUGAGUGAGGGUGUCAGUAAGGAAAUGCAUCACCUGCAGCGCAUGUUUCUACAGAACUGCUGGGAAAUUCCUACAUAUGGAGCAGCCUUUUUCACAGGACAGAUAUUUACAAAGGCAAGCCCAAGCAAUCAUAAAGUCAUCCCUGUAUAUGUGGCAGUGAAUAUAAAAGGACUUCAUCUCCUCAACCUGGAAACUAAGGCUUUACUCAUCAGUCUUAAGUAUUGUUGCUUUACGUGGCAGCUGGGAGAUGCUGGUACUUGUUUUCAAAUCCAUAGCAUGGAAAAUAAAAUGAGCUUUAUAGUACACACAAAACAGGCAAGUACUGAUAAUUAGUUUGGACUUAUAAUAAUAAACUAUAGUUUUUCAUUUUUCAAUUACUAAAUGUAUUA